Molecule: messenger RNA, 1805 nt
Organism: Fusarium verticillioides 7600
Lineage: Eukaryota; Fungi; Ascomycota; Sordariomycetes; Hypocreales; Nectriaceae
Exons: 1
Coding region: 440-946 (168 amino acids)
Source: RefSeq, a predicted model, not a curated record
CAAGCAUACUGCUGCAGCACAGCCUCGACUAGAGACUAGGCCUCUUUCUCUUUAUCUCUUCUCGAAGGAAGAUGGAAAUUCCAAACCUCACACGUGAGGUGAUGUGCUAAGAUGUGCUGUAGCCCAACGGCACCCAACCUGGCACCCAAUACCCAACAGCCGCUUUUUGAGGCCUGCCCUGGCAUAUUAGAACGGAAUCGAAUACGUGGUUCUUAAUUCUGGCUUGCAGUUGGUCAAUAUUGGCGUGAUAUGGCCCCAAUCUGGUCAUGGUGUUGCAAAAUGCGCGUGAGCUUUGGGCGAGCACUCAUUUGCAUGAACUGCCGACUUUUAUUAUCGACAUGACAAUCCCGAAGCCCGCAUCCCUUUAAGACUUUUGAGUGCCCUCCCCAAUCUCAGAACUGACCAACGCUUCGUUUUCGUCUUCAGCUGUGUUGAUACUAUGCAAACAACGUCAGCAACAUACCAUCGCAAACCCAUCAUGACGGACGAUUUUUAUAACUCGUGGGUGGAACCUAGCAAAUACCCACGAAUACCCAACGUCUAUGAACCAAUUCAAGAUAGCCAGGUUUCUGGUCAAUGUGGUAUUCGAGAGAAGAAAGAGUUUGUCUGGGCUCACCAGGAUUCUCGGGAUAGCCAUCAAUCGUCUUGGACUACCAACCGCAAACCUCUAAGCAGCGAGGAACCACAUCAGUGGCUCGUCAACGACAGGACGAAUUACUCUGUGGUUGUGCAGCUAGGGAGUAGCUACAGGAGCGAGAACCAGAUCCUAGGAGAUGACUUCAAAGACGCAUUGAGGGACUGGCACAUGCCGUCACAUCACCCAGAUUCGAUUGAGAAGAGACGCGCCAGGCGGGAAGCGAGCUUUGAGAAGUGGAAAGAUGCUGGGGAUAGAGUGUUUUGUCACUCGGCGCGAUUUGGUCAUGAUUUCAGUCACUUGAAGGCAUGAACUACCUUGGAGAAGUCUGGCUGAUGAAGUGUUAUGACGGCUCAGUGGUGUAGCAGAUUCUUUAAUUUUCGAUGCGAACGCAGAAAAUGGUUUGAUAUACAGUACUGGUCUUGUCUCACACUGGGCGAGCUUUGUGGUCGAGUUCUGAAUCACUUUUACCAAGCUGUAAAACUCAUCGACGAUGGGUCGCAGGGACACGGUUGCUAAGAAUACCACAAAGCUAAGCUAGCUAGCUAGCUGCCUUUGCAGUGAUGGGCAUGCUUAGCGUUUCUGGAACAACAGUUUGGCCUGACUGUGCUGGGGUAUUUCUUCCCUGACCAUCAUGAGUACUGUCUUGUAUCAUCUCGGCCAUCGGGAGGGAUAAUUGUGGUGGAUUCGAUGCGGGUUUCCUCAACAAUCAUAGCGGCGUAUCGGGGGAAGCUUUGGUCGCAAACGUAUCUGCGCGCCCAAAUCUGAUGGUGCAUACAUGGGUUGCAAGCUGUAGCUGAUGGUCGAUUCAAUUGGCGAUGGAGGUGGUGCACUGAAACACAAUUUGAUACGUGCCGUGAGACUUGCAUUGGAACAAUGCAGAUGCAGGAGAGUGAUGCUACUCCCUCAUCCAAGUGUAUGGGCCACUAAAACAACAGCAAAGCAGAAAGAAAGGUUCUUAUUUGGAUCCGAGAAAUGAGGCGACUGAUAUCAUGCACGUAAUGGAAAUGAUAGUAAUAGUAGAGUAUGCCUGAUUAAUGGAAAGAUAAGAUUGAGACGAAUCCGAUAUCUUCAGCUAUUGACUUGGCUAGGGCAUAGUCUAAUGGAGGUGAUCUGCCUUAGUACCUGAGUGAUACCUCAACUAACGUCAGAUACAGGGAAACCGGCUACC